AUGGCUCCCAAGCUUUCUCAUCAUAUCAUCUUAGAAGCUUUGUUUCUUCUUUUUUUAAUUCAAGCGUUAUUUGUUAAAUCUGAAUCCCAAUUUUCCAAAUCCCUCCGUUUAUUUCAUGAAGCUCGUAAAGGAUACACAAUCGAGGGGCUUAAUCAUGUCAAACAAUACUUGGAAGCCUUGGGCUAUUAUUCCAUUGGUGGAAGCAAUCUGACUGAUGAUUUCGAUGACUCGUUAGAAUCUGCACUUAAAGCUUAUCAACAACAUUAUCGUCUCGAGAUAACCGGAAGGAUGGACUCCGAUACCAUGAAGAAAAUGUCGAUCCCUCGAUGUGGAGUCCGGGAUAUCUUUGACUACUCAAAUGAUGGUGUCAAGUUUAUCACGGUAGCAAACUAUAGCUUUUUCGAGGGGAUGCCCCGAUGGAACAAGCGUCAAUUGACCUACAAAUUUCGCUCUAGUGCACACGUGAUUAGUGUUCGACGAUUAAGGCCUAUCAUCACUAGGGCAUUGCAGAAAUGGGCAGUUGUAUCCGAUUUCACAUUUCGCGAAGUGAGGUUUUUUAGUCGAUCGGACGUUGUGUUGGGAUUUCACCGACGUGGCCACGGGGACAACUACCCUUUCGAUGGUCCCGGAAAUGUUCUGGCUCAUGCUUUUGCACCACAAUACGGCAAGCUUCACUUCGAUGCCGAUGAGAAUUGGAGUAGUAAUAAUCUUACAAGAUUUAACCAAAUUGAUUUAGAAUCUGUAUCUAUUCAUGAACUAGGACAUAUAUUAGGACUCGGGCAUAGUCGAGACCCAGAUGCGAUUAUGUACGCAUACUAUAUGCCUGGUUCUAUCAAAAGGGAUCUAAGCCAAGAUGAUAUUGAUGGCAUACGUGCUUUGUAUUCUCACUAGUAACAAAAUGAGAUUUAAAUUAUAGUAAUUUAUGGAUCGAAUCAACUGAGUUAA
Molecule: messenger RNA, 945 nt
Organism: Hibiscus syriacus
Lineage: Eukaryota; Viridiplantae; Streptophyta; Magnoliopsida; Malvales; Malvaceae
Product: metalloendoproteinase 1-like
Exons: 1
Coding region: 1-891 (296 amino acids)
Biological process (GO): extracellular matrix organization; proteolysis; collagen catabolic process
Cellular component (GO): extracellular matrix
Molecular function (GO): metalloendopeptidase activity; zinc ion binding
Source: RefSeq, a predicted model, not a curated record